AGCAGCAUCAGGAUCACGAUGGGCAGCUAGCUGAUGGUCUGCGUCUCUACACAAAAAAAAAAACCCAAAAGAAGAGCAGCCCGGUGACAGACUCACUGAGAUCCUAGAUGCUGAACACCUGGGAAAAUAAGGGACAGAGUGAAAGGAUGGACAACAUCUUCAUGAUGGACGGCAGCAGGAGCCCCGUGUUCCUCACGGCCUCGUCCUCCAACCACCUCCAGACCUGUUUCCUGUCCAACAGCAUGAAGAAUGGAGUAGGAGAUGGAGGAACCUGUCUCUCUGCCCAGCCAGUAAAGCCUACAGUGGCAAUCUUGGGCUCAGGUGACUUCUCCAAGUGUCUGACCAAACGUCUGCUGCAUUGUGGCUUCCACGUUGUGGUGGGCAGCCGUCAUCCAAAAGUAGCAGCCCAGUCAUUUCCCCAUGUGGUGGACGUGACGCACCAUGAAGAUGCUGUGGGAAAAGCAAACAUCGUGUUCCUGGCAAUCCGCCGUGAGCACUACUCUGUCCUCUGGGACCUCAAGCAUUUACUGGAAGGCAAGAUUAUUGUGGAUGUGAGUAACAACAGGAGAUUGAACCAGUAUCCAGAGUCUAACGCUGAAUACCUGGCUUCAUUAUUGCCAGACUCCAUUGUGGUCAAAGGCUUCAAUGUCAUUUCAGCCUGGUCUAUGCAGCAGAGCUGCCUCAGAGAUGCUAACACACAGGUUUUUAUCUGCAGUGACUCACUGAAGGCUAGACAACAAAUUAUGGAACUAGCACGCCAGCUCUACUUCCAGCCGGUUGAUAUGGGCACCCUAUCUUCAUCGAGGGACAUUGAGGCCAUGCCGAUACAGUUGUUUCCUAGCUGGAGGGGCCCUGUCCUGGCUGCUGUGGCCCUAUCUAUCUUCUUUUUUGCCUACUCUUUUGUACGAGAUAUCAUCCAUCCUUAUGUGAAAUACAAGCAGAGUGACUUCUAUAAGAUCCCCAUAGAGAUGGUGAACCGAACACUUCCCACGGUGGCCAUUACUCUCUUGGCCCUUGUGUACCUGGCAGGCCAGCUGGCAGCCGCCCACCAGCUUUACUAUGGUACAAAGUACAGACAUUUUCCACACUGGCUAGAAGGAUGGCUGCAAAGCCGGAAACAGCUGGGCCUCCUUAGCUUCUUCCUUGCUGCUGUCCAUGUUCUCUACAGUGUGUGUCUGCCCAUGAGGAGGUCUGAGAGGUACCUGCUGCUAAAUACUGCCUACCAGCAGGUUCAUGCUAAUUUGGAAAAUUCUUGGAAUGAGGAGGAGGUGUGGAGGGUAGAGAUGUACGUUUCCUUUGGGAUUAUGAGUCUCGGGCUCCUCUCACUUCUGGCCAUCACCUCUAUUCCCUCUGUCAACAGCGCGCUCAACUGGAGGGAGUUUAGCUUCAUACAGUCUACUCUUGGCUACAUAGCUCUACUUAUUGCCACUUUCCACGGCCUGCUGUUUGGCUGGAAGCGAGCCUUCGAGGAGGAGGCGUACCGCUUCUACCUGCCGCCCUGCUUUGUGGUGUCACUGGCCCUGCCCGUGUGUGUCAUACUUGGGAAGGUGCUGAUGCUGCUACCCUGUGUUGCCCGCAAGCUCCACCAGAUCCGCAGAGGCCUGGACAGCAGUCAUGUUCGGUGCAAGCGCCUGGAACCGGUGGGCUCAGCUGCCCAGAUCUCACCUGAAAGAGUGACCAUCAUGUAAUCUUUGUAGCACGAAGCUGUCUGCUCCAGUAUUGAGAUUCCAUGUAUACUGCCAUAGUUUGUUUGGUUGCAAAUAAACAUAAUUUAUGAAUACGGUACUUGUUGAAGGGCAUAAUUCCUCUUUGUUACUGUGAACUGUUUUUUUUUCUUCUGACCUGUGAAUUGUGAAUACUUGUUUGAAUACUUGUGUACUUGUGAUCUGAUAAUGUGAAGAGUUUUGUCACUAUUUCUCUGUCAUAGUGUAAAUCCAAAUGUGCUUUCCUUGAUAGUAUAUUACCACUAGUCCAGUACGUUGUUACUGUGUAAAUGUGCUUUGUAAAUACUUUGUUCUUGAAGACGUUACAUUAACAUACUACUUUAAAGUGAAGUGUAUUUUGCGGGUUCUGCUCGGCCCGUGAAAACAUUUGAAUUAUGUCGUCUUUGUCUCUGGAGGAGAUUUGUCGAGUCUAGGGAAUAACCCUAAUGACGGCAUAGUAAUGUUAAGGAGUACAAGGACUACAGUUUUUUUUUUUUAAUCAGACAGGCUGUGUUUUGAAACUGACGCAAUGGACUAUAAGAGAUAUGGGUUGAGAAGACUGUACUGUGUUGUGUUAUGGUAUUUAAGAAUCCAGUGUUUCUGUCCAAAGAUCUAUGCCUUCUAUGCACAACUGUCUUGUGUAGGUACCCCCUCAACCUCAUAGAAUUCAAGUACUUAACUACACCUGUUCCUUUUAAUUUAGGGUCCAACGGGCGAAGAUUUUCUUUCAAGGAAAAAUACUUGUUGGAUUUUUUAACAUCUUGUAUAGUUUGGGGUCUUUACAUAAAUGCUCAAACUUGGUGAAGGUGUUCUGAUGUGCUGUAGGAUUAAGGUUCUUCGUUAUUCUGCCACUAGGGGGUGCCGCAAAGUGUACAUCUCUAGCUUUCAAACUCGUUAGUCUGUAUCUAAAGUGACAGAAGUGGCUCUACUUGAAUUUUAAGCACAAAAUGAAACUAGCAGAAUAGAAUAAUGCAUAGAUUUUCAUAGAUUUUCCACAAACAUUUGAUCACCAACCUUGCAGUGCCAUCUAUAAUGCUUAUAAAUCUGUCAAAAUAAGAAUAAAAAAAGACUAUUUCACUGUAUAUCUUCACCAUGCAGCAAUAAUAGAACUGUAACAGGAAAUGAUGCAGUAUGUAAUGUUUUCUGUGGCCGAUCAUUUAUUGAAGAAUUUCUCAAGCCUCUAGCAAUGACUGCCAGGUUGUCUUCAAUGUUUGUUACUGUCUCACUGGUUUUGUUUAUUGUCAUAUGUGACCAGGUGAUGUAACAUCCAGCCCCUGGCAUGGCUGCAGUGAAGAAACAAGCAGCAUCCACAGAUCAACAUUGUUUAUUUACUUUUGAAAAAUGCCAUAUCUGAGCUUAUGUUUUACCCUAUAAUGAAGUAAAAACCACCAAAUGUGCUGCAUAUUUCUCAAGUCUGUAAGUAGUGUUUAUUCUGUUGUCAAAUAAUCCAAUGUUUGAUUUAUGAAGUAACAGUGACCUCUGCUGUCCAUAAAUUAAAGCUCAUUUGUGAAUAUU
This is a messenger RNA of Labrus bergylta (ballan wrasse), 3218 nucleotides long. RefSeq names its product STEAP family member 2, metalloreductase (gene steap2). NCBI's taxonomy places the organism in Eukaryota, Metazoa, Chordata, Actinopteri, Labriformes, Labridae. Gene Ontology annotation, cellular component: plasma membrane; endosome. Gene Ontology annotation, molecular function: cupric reductase (NADH) activity; ferric-chelate reductase (NADPH) activity. Gene Ontology annotation, biological process: copper ion import. The record is from RefSeq and is a predicted model, not a curated record.